AUGGCUGAGGAAAAUCACACUGUGCUGUCUGAAUUCUUCCUUUUGGGAUUCUCUGACAUCAGGGCGCUGCAGGGCCCCCUGUUUUGGGUGGUGCUUCUGGUCUACCUGGUCACUUUGCUGGGUAACUCCUUGAUCAUCAUCCUCACACAAACCAGUCCCACCUUGCAUUCUCCCAUGUACUACUUCCUGCGCCACCUCUCCAUGGUGGAGAUCCUCUACACCACCACCAUCACACCCAGGACCCUGGCAGAUCUGACCUUCCCAUACCCCAGGGCCAUCUCCUUCCAGGGCUGUGUAGCCCAGAUGUACGUCUUCAUUGUUCUGGGCAUCUCAGAGUGCUGUUUGCUCACAGCCAUGGCCUAUGACCGGUAUGCAGCCAUCUGCCGGCCUCUGCAUUACUCCAACCUCAUGAGUCAACAAGCCUGCAUGGCCAUGGUGGCUGCCUCCUGGCUUAUGGGCAUCAUCACAGCCACCACCCAUUCAUCCCUCAUCUUUACUCUGCCUUUCCCCAGCCACCCAGUCAUUCCACACUUCCUCUGUGACAUCCUGCCAGUCCUGAGGUUGGCAAAUGCUCGAAAGCAUAGGAGUGAAAUCUCCGUGAUGACAGCCACUGUGGUCUUUAUAAUGGUCCCCUUUUCACUAAUUGUUGCCUCCUAUGCCUGUAUUCUGGGUUCCAUCCUGAAAAUAGCUUCAACCCAGAGCCGCCAAAAGGUCUUCUCUACCUGCUCCUCCCACCUGCUUGUGGUCUCCCUUUUCUUUGGAACAGCCACUAUCACCUACAUCCAACCCCAGGCAGGUAAUUCUGUCAUCAGAGAUCGAAUCCUCAGUCUCUUCUACACAGUCGUCACACCCAUGCUGAACCCUAUCAUCUACACGCUUCGAAACAAGGAGGUGACAGGAGCCCUGCAACACAUGAUGAAAAGACAGGUCCUUUCACUCUGA
This is a messenger RNA of Chinchilla lanigera (long-tailed chinchilla), 942 nucleotides long. Its product is annotated as olfactory receptor 10P1-like. The transcript has a single exon. Gene Ontology annotation, cellular component: membrane. NCBI's taxonomy places the organism in Eukaryota, Metazoa, Chordata, Mammalia, Rodentia, Chinchillidae. The record is from RefSeq and is a predicted model, not a curated record. Gene Ontology annotation, molecular function: G protein-coupled receptor activity; olfactory receptor activity. Gene Ontology annotation, biological process: G protein-coupled receptor signaling pathway. Bases 1 to 942 code for a protein of 313 amino acids.